GAAUUCGGCUGUCGAACGCGGAACGCUCAGUGCUUUGACUCGACGCUCGACACGCGCAACUCCACGCCCGCUUGUUUUCGUUCCUGUUGUACCUACGUAGAUUUUACGUUGUUCUCUCUGCUCCGCGCACACUUGCCAGUCGCUUUUCACUUGUUGUGGGAAGAUAUUGCGGUAUUUUCUCCACUCCGUACCACGCGCGAGUCUCUGUUGUCGUUUUUUUUCAAAAUCGAAUCGAAUCGUUUUUGCUCGCUCGCAAGUAGAUUUUAAGUUGUUUUUGCUUCUCUGCGCACAUUCGCAAGUUUCGAUUUUUGUUUGUUGUGCGUGGAUCUUAUGUUGUCUUCUCUACACACUCACGAGUCCCUGAAUUCGCUUGUUGUGCGUUGAUUUUACCGUGUUUUCGUUUGCCUCUCGAUUGAAAAUCAGUGCAAGUUUCAAAGUGCUUCUCUCGUGGUUGCGAUUAGAUCGAACGGUACUACGAUGUGAUGUUUAUGUGUCGCCACCCACGAUACUCGACAGUCAAGCCUCGACCGAACCCUGGUGUUAAAUGUUACGUCAAUAUUCAAAAUGUUGCUGCCGGGAGAGAGGAUGGGUUGGACCCUGACUGACUUAUCUCUGGUCCUGCUCGUAGCAGUCAUUCUCAUUAUCGCCGAGUACAAAUCCUGGUCAAGCCAUUGGUCUUUUAUCAACAUUUACCGGAUAUUAGGUAAAGGAACAAAAGUUCUGAAGGAACCGAAAACUAUAAAGGAUGUUCCAGGACCCAUCGCCCUCCCAGUUUUCGGCACUCGAUGGUUGUACUCCGUGGGAGGAUAUAAAAUGAACAAAAUUCACGAGCUGUAUGCAGACCUUUUCAGAAAAUACGGGGAGACCGUCCGAGAGGAGGCGUUGUGGAACUUCCCAGUGAUCAACAUCAGGAACCGCGAUGACAUCGAAAGAGUGCUGAAACAGUCGAGCAAGUUCCCCAUCCGCCCGCCGAACGAAGUGACUUCCUACUACCGUAGAACUAGGCCCGAUAAAUAUACAAACCUAGGACUAGUCAACGAGCAAGGUCAAACGUGGCAUGACCUGCGGACGAAACUGACUCCGGCUUUAACUAGCUCGAAGACUAUGACACAGUUCUUACCUGAGCUGAACCAAGUUGCCGAUGACUUCAAUACCCUUAUCACCAACUCCCGCGACGAAAACGGUGUCGUCCACAACUUCGAGGAGUAUGCUAAUCGUAUGGGCCUUGAGAGCACAUGCACAUUAAUCCUGGGCGAACGGCUAGGGUUCUUGGAGCAAAACAUAAGCCCGGUAGCAAGCCGCCUCGCAGACGCAGUCAAGGGUCAGUUCAUCGCGUCAAGAGACACAUUUUACGGCUUGCCAUUCUGGAAGAUUCUCCCCACUCCGGCAUAUAAACGACUUGUCGAAAGUGAAGACACAAUUUACGAAAUCAUAUCAGAAAUGGUAGAUAAAACUUUAAAAGCGGAAACAAACAAGUGUGCCGUUGACCCGGUGCAAAGUGUUUUUAUGUCUAUAUUACAAGCGGAAGGAAUGGAGUUAUGUGACAAAAAGGCGGCGAUCAUUGACUUUAUCGCUGCUGGAAUAAAAACAUUAGGAAACACACUUGUGUUUCUCCUUUAUUUAGUGGCAAAACAUCCGGAAGUUCAAGAGAAGAUCUAUGAAGAACUAGAAGGGCUUGUAACAGAUGGAUGCCCGUUAUCAACGAGUACUCUGAGGCAUGCAACUUACUUGAAGGCGUGCAUUGCAGAAGCUUUCAGGGUUCUUCCGACUGCCCCUUGUGUCGCAAGGAUAUUAGAGUCAGAGACUGAGCUCAGUGGCUACUUGCUCCCGGCAGGGAGCGUGGUAUUAUGCCACACUUGGCUGGCAAGUCAAGAAGAGUGUAAUUUCGUCGACGCCAAAAGUUUCAAGCCUGAAAGAUGGCUGGAUAACUCCGCAGUGAGAUACCCCUUCUUGGUUUGUCCUUUUGGAGUGGGAAAGAGGAUGUGUCCCGGUAAACGCUUCGUCGAACUAGAGCUUCAAGUUGUCUUAGCUCAGACAGUAAGGAAGUUCCAUAUUGAUUUCGAUGAGGAGUUGGAUCUACAGUUCGAGUUCCUGCUUGCGCCUAAAUCUCCGACGAAUAUAAUACUACGAGAUAGGCACUAAAAUCGUUCGAUUUCUUUCCCCGGGCGUUAAAUUCGUGCGGAAAAUGGUCUUAUCUUUUUCCGGUGAAGAGAAGUAUUAAUAAUUUACCUUCGAUAAGAUUUUGUUUUGAGGAAUGUGACUGUUCAAUCUGAAAAUACCACCGAGUAUGUAAAGAAGGAUUAAUGACCUCCAAAUAUAACUUCAUGACUGUGCUCACUUAGGUCUUUUUUACCCAAGUUUUUUUUUUUUUUUUUUUUUUUUUUUUUUUUUUUUUUUACAUAGAUAUAGUAUGAAACGUUACAUAUUUUAAGCUACUUGUAAGUGUGGCAUUUAUAAUCAUACUUUAAUUUGUGUGUAUAAGAGUUUAGUAUUUAAAUUAGUGUGAAUUGAAAUUAGAAAAAGUAUGCUCAAUGAAAUGUUUCAAAAUCAACCCUACAGAAAUAUGUUUAAACUAAAUACGAAAGGGGCGUAUUUUUCCUUGCCCUGCCAUAGAGAAAAGGCACGGUUAAGCAAAGUCAAUUUUAUUAUUUUCCUGUGAAUACAUCAUAUUAUUAUCUCUAUCGGGAGAUGAUUUUCGAA
This is a messenger RNA of Bemisia tabaci, 2700 nucleotides long. It is a transcript of the gene shd, whose product is annotated as cytochrome P450 family 24 subfamily A member shade. Lineage: Eukaryota; Metazoa; Arthropoda; Insecta; Hemiptera; Aleyrodidae. Gene Ontology annotation, molecular function: oxidoreductase activity, acting on paired donors, with incorporation or reduction of molecular oxygen; iron ion binding; monooxygenase activity. The record is from RefSeq and is a predicted model, not a curated record.